This is a messenger RNA of Penicillium concentricum, 3519 nucleotides long. RefSeq names its product Peptidase M13 neprilysin. Gene Ontology annotation, biological process: protein processing. Bases 1 to 3519 code for a protein of 1172 amino acids. Gene Ontology annotation, molecular function: FMN binding; oxidoreductase activity; metalloendopeptidase activity. The transcript is spliced from 9 exons. Gene Ontology annotation, cellular component: plasma membrane. Lineage: Eukaryota; Fungi; Ascomycota; Eurotiomycetes; Eurotiales; Aspergillaceae. The record is from RefSeq and is a predicted model, not a curated record.
AUGGCUGAUCUUGAGGAGGCGGCUUCUAACUCACUAUCCGUCUCUGCGAGAGACUUCUUCAAUUCCGGCGCAACGAACCAAGUCACACUCCACGACAAUUAUGCUGCGUAUAGAAAGUACCGUCUCCUACCAAGGGUACUGAGAGAUGUCUCGCGUGUCGACACUGGGGUUUCCCUCUUUGACCGAGAUAUCACAUUUCCCCUUUGUGUCUCACCCGCCGGAAUGCAGGCUUUGGCUCACCCAGAAGGCGAGCUAGCCACAAGCAGAGCCUGUGCCAAAAUGGGCGUCAAUAUGGGUGUCUCCUCCUAUGCCAAUCACUCGGUUGAAGAGAUUACCAUCGCUGGAAAAGAAGUGGGACCAAUUCAUCAUGUGAUGCAGCUCUACGCGAUGAACGACAAAGCUAAACAAGAACGAAUUGUCCGUCGGGCCGAGGCUGCAGGCUGCAAGGCUAUAUUCCUGACUGCGGAUAGUCCCGUACUUGGGGUGCGCUGGAAUGAAUGGCGGAAUGGAUUCAUUCCUCCAGUUGGCUUGGGGUAUCCGAUGUAUGAAAGAACAUCUGCCGAGAUUCAGCAACAAUCUCACGAUGAUGGUUUUAGCUCGACAAACUCGGAUUCCCAUUCCUGGGCCACGGAGAUACCGUGGCUGCGCAGCGUUACGAAGAUGGAGAUUUGGAUUAAAGGCGUUCUCACCCCGGAAGAUGUCGAGACUGCUAUUGAAUAUGGCUGCGAUGGUAUUAUCAUUAGCAAUCAUGGUGGUCGGCAGCUGGAUGAGACACCGGCCACAAUUGAUGCGCUUCCUGCCUGUGCUAAGGCCGCGCGGGGGCGGAUCAAGAUUCAUAUUGAUGGUGGAAUUCGAUCUGGGGUGGACAUUUUCAAAGCCUUGGCUCUUGGUGCUGAAUGCUGCUGGGUUGGCCGUCCUGCACUUUGGGGACUCGCGUAUGACGGUCAACAGGGAGUCGAGCUAAUGCUCAAGAUCCUGUUCGAUGACUUCAAGCGAUUUCCUGGACGUGUCCAGGUGAUCUCGGAAUGCAACCGACUCAUUGGUGGACAGAGCUCCACCUGGACAGGGAAGCUGGAGCCGCCAAGAGUUCCUCAUGGUCCCGAGUGUGACGCCAUUCCCCAGCUUCUCCUCGUUGCCCAAGUAAUAUGCACCGAGACUCAUUCAGUCCAUGAUUCUCAGAUACGCAUCUUCCUGAAACAGUUGAGCACAGCAAACCCCAAUUACUCGUUGCACAGUAUGGAGUCCGAGAAAGGUCCACUUCUGGAUGUAAACGAAGUCUACGAUUCCGAGGACAAUGGCGUUGUUUCCAGCCACACCCCUCACAACAAAGGACAAAGAACUCGCCCCUGCUGGGCGAGAACCCUGAGAAAAGGCCUCUGUGUCUUUGUGAUCACCGGUCUUGUUACCUACUGUCUAAGUCCCCCGCAUAGCUAUCCGCCUACCGAGGAGGACCCGUCCCCGCUGCCCGAGGCUCCCCCGCUUUGCCAGUCGCAAGAAUGCAUUCAUGCUGCAUCUGAAAUCCUCUACAAUCUGGACCCCAACUAUGCGGACAUAGAUCCUUGCACUGAUUUUGACCAAUAUGUUUGUGGUGGAUGGAGGGAGCACCAUGACAUGCGGCCCGACCAGGGAUCGAUAUUUGCGGGCACAAUCAUGCAAGAGAACGCCCAGACUAAACUUCGCCAUAUCUUGGAGCGUACAGAACCGCCGCAGUCAUCUGAUGCUGAUAAUUUCAAGAAACUCAAAGCAGCGUACGAUGCUUGCUUGGACGAGGCUACAGUCAGCAAACGAGGCAGCAAGCCUUUGACUAAUAUUCUGGAUGAGCUGAAGACUAUCUACCCUGCGAAGGCAGGUCUUGUGAAAGGAGCGCAAGAUCAACUCACCAAUGCUCUGUUGUAUCUAGCGAAUGCUGGUGUCGAGGCUCUGGCUUCUUCCGGUGUUACUCCCGACGAUCGAGACCCUGAUAAUGUUGUUAUCAUGAUCUCUCCGCCUCGCGAAAUCGGACUACCAGCGAGAGAGUACUAUAAUAACACAAAGACCGUGGCUGACUAUACUACCGUUUUGAAGCAAGUUGUUCGGGGACUUGCUGGAGAUGGAUUCGACAAAAUUGCCGAGGAUGUUGUAGCCUUUGAAAAGAAGCUCGCAGAUGUGACUCCGGACACCCAAACCCAGGAAGAUGUCACCAAAUACUACAACCCCCUUAGUAUCAAGGAAACGGAGGCACUGGUGCCUGAGAUUUCUUUUGCUAAUAUUAUUUCAUCUUUGGCGCCCCCUGACUACAAAGGUGAUCGCCUAAUUGUUGGGUCGCCUUCCUAUAUGAAGGCAUUGUCUGUUCUCUUGAAAGAUACACCCAGAGAGACCGUUUUGCUCUUCUUGCAAUGGAAGCUCAUCCAAGCGCUUGCGGAUGUUAUUGAGGAUGCCUCUGUUGAACCCCUUCGGCGAUUCAAAAACGAACUCGCUGGCAAAGAACCUCAGGCCAAGGAGGAGAGAUGGCGUAAAUGCCUUGGGCAUCUGGAUGAAGGGCUUGAAUGGAGUCUCAGCCGAUUCUAUGUGCUCGAUGCGUUCUCCGAGGACUCAAAGAAACUUGGCGAUCAAAUCGUGUCUGAUAUCAAGGAGCGAUUUGUUUUCACCCUGGAUCAAACUAGCUGGAUGUCUCCAGAUGUGCGAAAAUUGGGCAUUGAGAAGGUGGGGAACAUUAUCCAGAAGAUCGGAUUCCCCACAAAGAGUCCCAAUGUUUUGGACCCCGAGGAUGUGAAUAACUUCUAUCGGGACCUGGAAUUGUCCAAGGACACCUUCUUUGAGAAUGAGGUGGCUGUGGCAAGGUUCCAACUUCGCAACGAAUGGUCUAAGCUCGGCAAGCCCACCAACCGUGACGAAUGGGGUAUGAGUGCACCGACCGUCAACGCUUAUUACAACCCGCCAGGCAAUGAGAUCGUCUUCCCUGCCGGCAUUAUGCAGCCGCCAGCGUUCUACGGACCUUCCGCACCGUUGUAUCUGGCAUAUGGUGCAUUUGGUGCCGUCAGUGGCCACGAACUUUCACAUGCUUUCGAUUCUACCGGUCGCCACUACGACGAGAGUGGAAACUACACUAACUGGUGGGACGAUAAGACCGUUGAGGCAUUUGAAGAGCGUGCUCAAUGCUUUAUCGACCAGUAUUCCAAGUUUACCGUCACUGGUCCCGAGGAUAAGGUCCUCCACGUGAACGGACGACUGACAUUGGGCGAGAACAUCGCCGACGCUGGAGGUUUGACGGCAUCAUAUCACGCAUGGAAGAAGCACGAUGAGGCAAAGCCUGACCCCCACCUCCCGGGAUUGGAUGCAUUCACCAAAGAGCAGCUGUUCUUUAUAUCUUACGGUAAUUGGUGGUGUGGAAAGACUACCAAGGAGGCAGCUGAGCAGGCGAUCUAUAAUGAUCCCCAUGCGCCUAAAUCAGCACGAAUUAUUGAAACCAUGGCCAAUUCUAGGGAGUUCAAGAACGCCUUUAGUUGCCCAGAUAGGAAGCCGGUUUGCAAGCUCUGGUAG